Rasamsonia emersonii CBS 393.64 is the source of this 669-nucleotide messenger RNA. Its product is annotated as C-8 sterol isomerase (Erg-1). Lineage: Eukaryota; Fungi; Ascomycota; Eurotiomycetes; Eurotiales; Trichocomaceae. Gene Ontology annotation, biological process: ergosterol biosynthetic process. The record is from RefSeq and is a predicted model, not a curated record. Gene Ontology annotation, cellular component: endoplasmic reticulum. The transcript is spliced from 2 exons. The coding region runs from base 1 to 669 and encodes 222 amino acids.
AUGGCUUCUCAAAAAAAUACCAAUGCGUCGUCGCGGUCGGCGGCUGGCUUCUCGAUCCUCACCAUCCUCGCCCUAGUCCUGGCGCUCCUCACUGCCUUGUUCGUUUAUCUCGAUAAACACCUCGAAUGGUUCUACAUCUUCGAGCCUGCGCAUCUGCAUGACCUGGCCCAGCGUGCCAUUGCCGCCCAUGGAAACGAUACCCGUUCCGUGGUCAACUACAUCGUCCAGGAACUGGACCAGAAAUUGUCCGGCAAGUACCUGAACUUCGACGAAGAGUGGGUUUUCAACAAUGCCGGUGGUGCAAUGGGCGCCAUGUACAUCAUUCAUGCAAGAACCGCAAUUGGUACCGAAGGACACACCGGCCGCCACACUGCCGACGACUAUUUCCACAUCCUGCAGGGCACCCAGCUCGCCUAUACCCCGGGAUCCUACGAACCGGAGGUGUACCCACAGGGAAGCGUGCAUCACCUGCCCCGCGGCGAGGUCAAGCAAUACAAGAUGGAGAGUUCCUGCUUCGCUCUCGAGUAUGCCCGGGGAUGGAUCCCCCCGAUGCUGGGCUUUGGCUAUGCGGACACCUUUACGAGCACCCUCGACUUCCCUACCCUCUGGGCGACUACAAGAAUCACCGCCAGGGAGAUGAUUGGGAACUUGCUCCAGGGCAAGCUGUAA